AUGACACAAGUGGGACCACACCAAGAACCAAGAACCAAGAACCAAGAACAUUCUCUAUCUAAACUUGAGAGAGUAGAUCGGUACAGUAAGAGUAGAUCGGUGCUGGUGAGCAGCCCAGCUAACUCUUACUUGGAUGAGCGUCCAGUACUGAGAGUUGAGAGAGAUAGGAUAGGCAAGGAUGAAACUCCUGUAAAAGAGAUCCGACACGCUUUAUUUCCUCAGUACGUCCGUAUGAUACCUUCCAUUCCUUUAUAUCACCUUUGGUUAGUCGAGUACACUGGACUCAAUACCGAACUACCGGUGUACUGUAAACGGUGGCAAACGAUUCCUCUUUUUCUCCCUGAAGGCGCUACAACUUGUCGAGCCAAAAAGAGGGAUUCAAAAAGGCGUGAGAUUCAAACGGGUGUAAUGAGCGAAUAUCUCAGGAGCAGCCUGUCCCCGUUAGCUUGCCCGAAGUACCUACCAGCUGCCAUGCGGGAGAAAGACUCCAGUCCUCGAAAAAUGCCCGGACACAUCAGCCCCAAGCAAGCGAGCAUCUACCCCCUGAGCGUGCGCGUCUCAGACAUGGAGGAGCUGCCGUACGACCUGAGCCACGGCAACAGCAGAACAAGCCCUGGCUCCCACCAGCACCAGCACCAGCACCAGCACCAGCCACACAUGAGUCCGGCAGCCCGACCUCACAACCACCCCGAGGACAUGGACUGCGAGCCCCUGGACCUGCGCGUCGACCACAAGAAGGAGCACCUCAGGGACGAGAACCAGAACGACAUCGAGGUCUUGAACCAGAACGGCCUGGGACUUCCCUACCACACGGUUCUGUUCCCCCAGCACCACGCAGUGCAUCCUCUGGUGCUGGAGGCGAUGUACAGAUCUCACCCUCCCAUCCCUGAGCUGCCCAAGAUCCAGGUCCGCGCUCUCCCGACGAUGGUUCCGCUGCCCUCGAACCGGUUCUCGGCGCCCUCCACUCCGUCAUCGUCAACCCGAGCCUCCAGUCCGCCGAGCCAGCCGACGUCGACGCCGACUCCAGUGAGCAAUCCUUACUCCGUUGGAGUAGGAAACUCCGGACUGAAGCCCAAAGAUCGGUACUCUUGCAAAUUCUGCGGGAAAGUUUUCCCCAGAAGCGCGAACCUGACCAGGCACCUGAGAACCCACACCGGGGAGCAGCCCUACAAGUGCAAGUACUGCGAGAGGUCCUUCAGCAUCUCCAGCAACCUCCAGAGACACGUCAGGAACAUCCACAACAAGGAGAAGCCUUUCAAGUGUCCUCUUUGCGAGAGAUGCUUCGGCCAGCAGACGAACCUGGACAGACAUCUCAAGAAGCACGACGCCGAUGGACCUACGAUACUUGACGAGGUUCGCUCGCGGUACCACGGGCAGCUUCCUCGAGCAGAUGAGUCGUAUUUUGAAGAAAUCAGGAGCUUCAUGGGGAAGAUAACCUCCCAGAGGCAAGGAAUGCCUUACUUUUCGGGACUCCUGGCGCCGACUGCGGAGGAACUGAGAACUGAAAAGCAGCAAGCGCUGGAAGACAAACGCGGUGACUCCUCGUACUUCAGCGAUAGGGAUAACCUUAGCUCCAGGUCGAGCAGCAGCGCUUCCAGGGCUGAAAGCGUUCAUGAAGACCAACGUGAUACCACGCCGCCGUUGUCGCCUGGAAAUACUUGA
Molecule: messenger RNA, 1662 nt
Organism: Cotesia congregata
Lineage: Eukaryota; Metazoa; Arthropoda; Insecta; Hymenoptera; Braconidae
Source: the annotation of a GenBank genome assembly